AAACAACUUGCAAGCAAGUGCGUUCGACAUCGGCGAUUUUUUGUAGCUCAACAAUUUCGUGAAAAUGCUGCGAAUUAAGCUUAAAUCUCCGACUUCCCGCGGACCCACGCAUGCAAGGCGGCGUUUGUAUUCAUCGACAACUCUAACUAGGGCAUACAUGGCAGUUAAAGAGGAUAAUAUCCCCGUAUAUAGGGCUUCAAAGAUAUAUGGAGUGCCUCUUACCACGUUGCGCGAUCGCGUAGACAGUAGAGUGUCGGUUGAUAGCGUAAAAAAUGGACCCGCACCGCUGCUUAGCCUCAGUGAGGAACAGCUACUGGUCGAGCAUGUGAAAGGUCUAGCGCGUGUCGGGUACGGGUACACUCGGGCAGAAAUAUGCUACAAGGCGUCCGACUUCGCUGUUUACCUUGGAAAACGGGGAAGGGAAGAGAAACCACUCAGUCUCAAAUGGUUCUAUGGCUUCAUGGGCAGGUGGCCAGAACUCAAAGUUGUUAAGCCAUCCGGACUUCCUGAACAACGAGCAAGGUGUGCUUCUAAGGAAGUGAUCCUGAACUACUUUGAAGAACUGAAAACUAUCUUCGACAAGUACGAGUUGCACAACAAACCUCACCUUGUGUACAACAUCGACGAAAAGGGUAUAAAUACCGAAUAUAGACCACCAAAUAUUGUAGCUGGCUUCGAUGCACGUCCUCAAGUGGUGAUGGCCGAACGAUCGAAAACGGUGACAGUGAUCGGCGGAGGAAAUGCUCUUGGUUCCCAGAUACCGCCAUUCUUUGUAUUUCCCGGUCAACGGAUGCUACCGGAGCUUAUGGUCGGAAAGAGUGAAGGGACUGAAGGCAUGAUGACGCAAUCUGGUUGGUCAAACAGCGAAGUGUUUCUUCGCUAUAUGAAGACACACUUCUUGAAAUAUGCCAUGGGACGCAACCAAGAAGAUACCACAUUGGUGUUGUACGAUGGCCACAAGAGUCACAUCUCCAUUGAACUCAUUGAAUGGGCAAAAGAGAACAGAAUAAUACUAUUCGUUCUACCACCUCACUGUUCCCAUAUUUUAAAGCCCAUGGAUGUCGGUUGUUUCGGCCCAUUCCAAAAGAAAUACAACCAGGAAUGUUUAACGUACUCCAGACUGCACCACCAAUGUGUGACCCGGUACGAUGUUUGCAAAUUGGCGUGCAAAGCAUACACUGUAGCUCUGUCGCAUGUCAACUUGCAAGCAUCGUUCAGGAAGACUGGAAUUUAUCCGUUGCAGAAUGCCAUUGAUGCGGUGACUAGUCUUGGCGAUGCCAUAGCACCUUCAGAGCUGUAUGCAGCCACCUGUGAAAAGCUGGCUUCUGGUGCGGAUAACAUUAUCCAACAUGAGCCUGACAUAAACGACGGUGCAAAGUUCUUCAGUGACUUCCCCACUGAAGUUUCGAAGAAAGUGUCCAAACCCCGCCGAAAUAUCCACAAGCUUGUUGGUGGCAAAGCAAUGACGGAAGACAAAACGUUCAACGAUGUGCGUCAAUACAUUGCCGAGUCCGCCAACCGCCCAUCGACCGCUGGCAAGGCAACAACUACAGGCAGUCCAGUAGCAGGACCAUCACGUGCAAUACAGACCAGUGAUGAUGACUCCAUGUCCUUAGAUGAAGAUGUGACGGACGAUGAGAAAUGUUGCGUGUGCAAGAAGUACAACUGCACUUCAAAAGAUGGACAGUCUCUUGCAAUUUACACAUGGGCGCAAUGUGAUGUAUGCCAACACUGGACACACCUUAAAUACUGCACACCAGUCAGAGUAGUCCGGAGAAACACCUCUUUCAAAUGCCCAUGUUGUUAAAUAAGUUUUUUUGUUGUUUUAAAUUUGCGAUUUCAAUGAAUAUUGUUUCUUAAUUGAAUUUGUUUAUAGUUUUAGUGCAUUUGCACCGCUGUUUCGUAAGUCAGUGCUUGAAAUGACGUCACGAUAUGACUAUUCAUGGAACUAUCGGAAACCGGUGUCGCACUUUCUGUUUUUACAGUUUUUGACGUCCGUUUGUUUUUAUUGUUAACUUCCCUUAUUUUGGCUCGUUUGUUCCCGUUUUUCGUUGUAAAUUACACUUUGAACAUUCAUCUUAACGAUGCAGUGACAGAAAAGACGACAAUAAACACAGACAAUUUUUUAAGAUAUCCAAGGUGCCUGAACCACGUGACUUUUUCGGCUAUGUGUGGGACAAUCGGAUGUAAACAAAACGUCGCUUCAGUGUGGCAGAGAGGUCAAAACACGGUCGGGGAUCUCCUAACACAAAGCCACCCACGCACGGACAGGAAAAAAGUUCCGUCGGGCAAACUUUUUCUUGUUUGUUUCUAUAAAAUUGAUUGUUACAAAAUGUUGAAUUUUCAGUGAAUUGUUACUGCCGACUAAUGCACUUGUUUAAUACACAAAAUCGUAAGGAUUAUUUGUGCAAGAUGUCAUGUGAAUAUUAUUGCAACAAAACUACAAAAAGUGUUAGUUGUGUGUUUUUUAGCAGGAAUGUGUAGGCAUUUUUUACUGUAACCAAUUUAAUAAAUAAGCAUAAAGAGAUCAUACAGCAUUUUUAAACAAAUAGACACUAGGAUCAAUGACAUUUUUUUCUGGAAAAUCAUGUAUUUGUAUGUAAAUCCUAUUGAGCUAUCUGAUAUAUCACACAUGCUAUUUUUUAAGUUUAACAGUUUAUAUCAGUUGUAUUUUGUUCUUUUCAGGGAGAUUAAAGUAUUUUUGGAAGCACCUUCAAGAGACGUACUGAUAUCUUUAUCAAUGAAAAGUUGUCAUACAAACAUGUAUAGUAAAUGUUCCAAAGUUUAAAUGACUCUUUGAUUUAUUACCAGAUGGUGCAAGUAUUGCAGGGAAAGAAAACAAUCAAAAUAAACAUUACAUAAAAAUUUGACAUUUCAACAAAUUGAACAACAUUAUAUGAUUUAAUGUUAAUUACUUGGUGCAGUGGUAACAAGAUCUUGCAGCGCCCUUUCAUGACCGGGGCGAAUGAGUAUUUUCAUUAAACAUCUCAAACUAUUGUCAGUUAUUCAACUUUCAUUUGAAUUUGAGUAAAUUAAGUAUUGAUGCAAUUCAAUAUGUUUGUUGGUAUAAUGACCCCCACAAUAUAAAGAAGUGAAACUCCAGCUGCUGGAGCAGUAUUGAAUUUUCAUUAAAAACAAUUAGUUGGUCCUUUAUUUAAGGCAAGUGACCGAUUGCCCAAACAGUACAAAACAGCACAAUACAGCACAAUACAAACCAACAUAAACACAAAAUAUGAAUAAAGCUGGGGUCACCGCCUUGGAACGGUCAAUGCAAAGCACUGGGGGUUUAAACCUGGUUAUAGAGCGCUCAACCUCACACUUGGCCCAGCAAUAUUCAUAAUACAUUGAAGUGUAAAUAAAAUUUAACGUCAUAGCAUUGUAACCCACAAGUCAAGACGUUUUGGCGAUGAUCAUUUGUUAUGACUUAAUUGAAGCAUUCAUAUGUUUGAAUAGCAAGAUUUGCAAAUUCAUAAAUUGACUGAUUACAAUUUCUUUGUGAAUACUAAUGUACUUCUUUAUGUAUUUGGCGCUUUAAUUUCUAUUGUUACAUGUGCAUGCUAGUUAUAAAGUAAUGGUAUUAUUAA
Messenger RNA from Dreissena polymorpha, 3584 nucleotides. RefSeq lists its product as uncharacterized. Bases 65 to 1807 code for a protein of 580 amino acids. The transcript is spliced from 4 exons. Lineage: Eukaryota; Metazoa; Mollusca; Bivalvia; Myida; Dreissenidae. Gene Ontology annotation, molecular function: DNA binding. The record is from RefSeq and is a predicted model, not a curated record. Gene Ontology annotation, cellular component: nucleus.